Messenger RNA from Manihot esculenta (cassava), 1724 nucleotides. RefSeq lists its product as uncharacterized. The transcript has 5 exons. Bases 324 to 1580 code for a protein of 418 amino acids. Lineage: Eukaryota; Viridiplantae; Streptophyta; Magnoliopsida; Malpighiales; Euphorbiaceae. The record is from RefSeq and is a predicted model, not a curated record. Gene Ontology annotation, biological process: protein transport.
CGGGUUUAAAUGCGGCAAUAAGAAAGCAAGGUUCCUUCUUGCGAAAUGACCAAAGGGCUAAACCGCGUGUUGAAUUUUUCUCUCUCUGUGAUUAGAGAGUCUUACCAACUAAGGAUUCCCAAACACGCUAACCAAUUCGGUCGUCAAAAGUUACCAUUUCGGCGCAUAAAAAGAGCAAAUAAGCUUCCUCUGCUUGUUUGUUUCCUAUCUCUUGAAUCUUCUCCUCUUCUCUUCUCUUCUCUUCUGUGAGCCACUGCCUCAUCCCGCUAAAAUCACUAGCAGAAGCCAAGCCAGGAGGAGGAGCUAAGUAAGCAGCAGCAGGCAUGGGAAAGAAGCUUGAUGCUAUUCUUGGAAGAACCUUCAAGACCUCAAAGUUCAUACCACUCGCCCAUCUUGCUACCUCUCGCCUUGCAGUUUUCAAGAACCAACACCAAGUCAGGUGCAAUCAAGCUCGCUCUGAUGUGCUUCAGCUUCUUCAACAGGGCCACCACGAACGUGCUCUUCUUCGUGUUGAGCAAGUGAUCAAGGAGCAGCAUUUGUUGGACGUGUAUGUUAUGAUGGAAGGAUACUGCAAUCUCUUGGUUGAAAGGGUCCACCUCAUUGUCCAGGAGAGAGUGUGUCCUGAUGAAUUGAAGGAGGCAGUGUCAAGUUUGUUUUAUGCAUCUACCAGAUGCGGAGAUUUCCCUGAGCUUCAAGAAAUUCGCAAAGUUUUUACUUCUUGGUAUGGGAAGGAAUUUGCUGCUCGUUCUAUUGAAUUGCGAAAUAAUUGUGGAGUCAAUCCUAAGAUGAUACAAAAACUGUCAACCAGGCAGCCAAACUUGGAUAGCAGGAUGAAGCUCCUCAAGGAGAUUGCCUCAGAGAACAACAUCGUUGUGCAACUUGAGGAAGCCUCUGACACAAAUGAGGAAAAAAUGGAAGUCAGCAAGAAGCAGAACCAGCAUGAGCACAAAAUGUCAACUAAUUCAGAUAGUUCUAAGCUGGUUUCACCUGAAGAGAUGGAAAAAGUUGCCUUGAAUGAUUCAGUUAAGGCAAAGAAAAACUAUAGGGAUGUAUCUGAUGCUGCUCAAGCAGCUUUUGAGUUAGCUGCCGAUGCAGCAGCUGCUGCAAGAGCAGCUGUGGAACUCUCUCGAUCUGAACCCCAUGAUCCUGACAAUCAUAACAGUCCAGGUAAUCGAGGAAAAAAAGUAACAGAUAAAGAUGAGUCCAUGAAACUUGAAUCUGAACAAAAAAAUCACGUAUUCCAUCAUGGAAAUGAGGGCAAAAAGUUGGAGGCUAAUGAUUCAGCAGAACAGAAGGGGUUAACGUCCACUGCAACUUCAAAUUCAGGUCCAACAGAAGAAGGUUUGAGGGUAUAUUCAAUGUCUCUAGAUGCAGAGCACCUAGUCGAGCAAUUGGAGAAGGAUAUAGUUCUUGAUGAGAGUGAUGAUGAAACUCAUGAUCUGGGUUCCAAUAUAAAAUCCGGCAAGAUCAAAGGAGAGAUCAAAGCAGCUGAGAAGAAAAUCCCUUCAAUCAUCCAAGCUGGUCUGCACAGAGAGAAGGGACCAAUUUCUGUCAGGACCAGAGGAUUGCGUGGCUACUGAAAAAAUAUAGGCAUAUUUUUGUGAGUUUUGCUGAUGGAAUGUCUUUUUUGUUCCCUGCCAUUUUUUGAAUGUAAUUUUUUUAAAAUGUUGAAAAUUUUGUGAAGUUGAAAGAGUAAAUAUAAGAUGAAGUGUGUUAAACGUGUA